CGACCCUCAUGCACAGAGUCGCCCUCAGAAACUCCAUGCGCGCGGCUGCGCUGGCCGCUCCUAGGAGCGCCGGCCGCGUAGCCCCCGCGAUGUGUCGCUCGUAUGCAACGGCGAAGGCUGCUGCGUCUGAGGUGUCCUCCGUCCUCGAGACCCGCGUUUCUGGCUCCUCCCUGGGCGUGGACGUUGAGGAGACCGGCCGUGUCCUCAGCGUCGGUGAUGGUAUUGCACGCGUAUGGGGCUUGAGAAACGUCCAGGCCGAGGAGAUGGUGGAAUUCGCGUCGGGCGUUCGCGGCAUGUGCCUGAACUUGGAGGCCGACAACGUCGGUGUCUCCAUCUUCGGUAACGAUCGUCAGAUCAGGGAGGGCGACACCGUCAAGCGUACCGGCCAGAUCGUCGACGUGCCCGUUGGUCCCGAGUUGCUCGGCCGUGUCGUCGAUGCUCUCGGAAACCCCAUCGAUGGCAAGGGUCCUAUCAACACCUCGGAACGUCGCCGUGCUUCGCUUAAGGCCCCCGGUAUCUUGCCGCGUCGCUCCGUCAACCAGCCCAUGAUGACUGGCAUUAAGCCCAUCGACGCCAUGGUGCCCAUUGGCCGUGGCCAGCGUGAGCUGAUCAUCGGUGACCGUCAAACCGGUAAGACCGCUGUCGCGAUCGACACUAUCCUCAACCAAAAGAGGUGGAAUGAUGGCAAGGACGAGGAGAAGAAGCUCUAUUGUGUCUACGUCGCCAUUGGCCAGAAGCGUUCUACUGUAGCACAGCUCGUCAAGACGCUCGAGGAGAACGACGCUAUGAAGUACACGAUCAUCGUCGCUGCUACUGCGUCUGAGGCCGCUCCUCUGCAAUACCUUGCUCCCUUCUCUGGGUGCGCCAUGGGUGAAUGGUUCCGUGACAACAGCAAGCACGCCCUCAUUAUCUACGAUGACUUGUCCAAACAGGCUGUUGCCUACCGUCAGAUGUCUUUGCUGCUUCGUCGUCCUCCCGGUCGUGAGGCCUACCCCGGUGACGUCUUCUACCUGCACUCUCGUCUCCUUGAGCGUGCCGCAAAGAUGAACGACAAAUUCGGCGGAGGAUCGCUCACUGCCCUUCCCAUCAUUGAAACCCAGGGUGGUGAUGUGUCUGCAUACAUCCCGACGAACGUUAUCUCGAUCACUGACGGCCAGAUCUUCUUGGAGGCUGAGCUCUUCUUCCGUGGUGUCCGUCCCGCCAUCAACGUCGGUCUGUCCGUCUCCCGUGUCGGUUCGGCUGCCCAAACCAAGAUCAUGAAGAAGUUCGCUGGUUCGCUCAAGCUCUACCUUGCGCAGUAUCGUGAAGUCGCUGCUUUCGCGCAGUUCGGUUCCGAUCUGGAUGCGUCAACUCGUUUCCUGCUCUCCCGUGGUGCUCGCCUCACCGAGCUGCUCAAACAAGGCCAGUACCAUCCCCUGUCCAUGGAGAUUCAGGUCCCCAUUAUUUACGCUGGUGUCAACGGUCUUCUCGACUCCGUCCCUGUUGACAAGAUCACCAAGUGGGAGGCCGAGUUCCGCUCGCACUUGACCUCUGCGCAAGGUCCGCUUCUGCAGGAGAUCUCGGCUGGCCAGAUCAACCCUGAGCUGGAGGCGAAGAUCAGGAAAGUUGUGGAGGAUCACGUCUCGUCGUUCACAUCAUAGAAUGUUAAUUGCCUGUGAGGUCCAAAAUGGUCUGUUUUCACACUACGCAUCCGUCUGUUUUCAUGAUGCCAAUGAAAUAGGAUGGUUGUAAAACCUAGCUUGUAUUUCAGAAUAUAAAUUGCUGAGACACUCUUAUACAACAGUGG
Laetiporus sulphureus 93-53 is the source of this 1786-nucleotide messenger RNA. Its product is annotated as ATP synthase F1 alpha subunit. The coding region runs from base 36 to 1640 and encodes 534 amino acids. The transcript has 10 exons. Gene Ontology annotation, molecular function: proton-transporting ATP synthase activity, rotational mechanism; ATP binding; ADP binding. Gene Ontology annotation, biological process: proton transmembrane transport; proton motive force-driven ATP synthesis. The record is from RefSeq and is a predicted model, not a curated record. NCBI's taxonomy places the organism in Eukaryota, Fungi, Basidiomycota, Agaricomycetes, Polyporales, Laetiporaceae.